UAGUUCCUCUUUCCGGUUCCGGCUUCCUCUUGCCUUGCUCGAAUUGCUACGUGUCUUUAGGAGCAUCGUUGGCCGGUCUUAGUCGCAGCGGCGCCUCACCGAGAAUCGUUUAUCAUGGAUCAAGUAAUGCAAUUUGUGGAACCCAGUCGGCAGUUUGUGAAAGAUUCCAUCAGACUUGUUAAAAGAUGCACAAAGCCAGAUAGGAAAGAAUUCCAGAAGAUCGCCAUGGCAACAGCAAUAGGUUUUGCAAUAAUGGGAUUCAUUGGUUUCUUUGUAAAACUGAUCCAUAUUCCAAUCAACAACAUCAUUGUGGGUGGCUGAAUGCAUCAGGAAGAAGUCUUGCUUCACGUUGAGCAUGGUCACUUGGGAAAAUGGUGUGGGCUUUCUAACUGAGUAAUUUGCAUCGAUCUUUUACAACUUGUCAAUAUAAACCACGUUUUAAAGUAAAA
Molecule: messenger RNA, 449 nt
Organism: Elgaria multicarinata webbii
Lineage: Eukaryota; Metazoa; Chordata; Lepidosauria; Squamata; Anguidae
Gene: SEC61G
Product: SEC61 translocon subunit gamma
Exons: 4
Coding region: 115-321 (68 amino acids)
Biological process (GO): protein targeting; post-translational protein targeting to membrane, translocation
Cellular component (GO): membrane; Ssh1 translocon complex
Molecular function (GO): transmembrane protein transporter activity
Source: RefSeq, a predicted model, not a curated record